AUGUCAAAUUCAAAUUCAAAUUCAAGCUCAUGCUCAAGCUCAAGCUCAUGUUCACAUUCAAAUUCAAAUUCAAGUCUAAGUCUAAAUAAAACUAAUAAGAUCAAUAGAACUAAUAAAAAUAAACCUAAUAAAAAUGAUAAUACAGAUAACAAUAUUAACGAUAAGAACAAUACUAAUGAUAAAAAAUUAAAAAAUAACCCCAAAGAUAAAGAUAACAAAGAAAAGGAAAAAAUAAAAAUCACAAUAGACAAAAAAAUUCCUGAUCCUCCCAAUGAUCCAACAGUAGUUAAAAAGAAAAAAACAAGAACAAGAAAUGGCUGCUUAACAUGUCGUGAUCGUCAUUUAAAAUGUGACGAAGCAGAACCAAUUUGUCUAAAUUGUUUAAAGACCUCAAGAAAAUGUGUCAGAGGCUUGAGAUUGAAUUUCAUUAAAUGCGAAAUCUUCGCUGAUUUCAAACCAGCAUACCUACUCUCAAAUAACUAUCACAGCAAUCUUAAUCUUCCAAACCUCGAUAAUCUUAGCAUUGAAAAUCUCAACGACAUUGAUACAGAUAUCUCAGUUGACACAUUAAUGAACCAAAAAAUUGACACUGAAAUUCCUCACAAUAUCACCUUUAAUGAUGAUUCCUUUAUAGACCAAUCAAUAACCGUCUCCUCUUAUUAUCUAAAUGGUUUUGAUAAAUACAAAAAUUAUCUAAAAUACCACGAUGAAAAAAAACUAUUAAAAAGCAAAAUUGAAUUCGAAAACGAUAUAAAUAUCAACAUUAACAACUUUAUUAAACGUCAAGAAAAAAUAAAAAGAAAAUUCCUUAAAAAAAAAUUAAAACUAAAUCAAUUGAAAAAUCAGAUAAAUAAAAGGUCCUCCUCUCAAAUUAAUAACUUGCUUACUCCCUCCCAAAAGUCUUUUAAAAGACCAAAAAUGAGCAAAUCGUUAUCUGUUUUAGCUGUUUCCUCAACCUCUAUUUCUACUUCAACUUCAAACUCUACUGCAAACUCAACGCCAACACCAACACCAAACUCAGGCAUUAUUCCUCUGGCUUCAAAUUCAAUCAUAACAUCUAACAUCGACGAUAUUAACAAUAAUAACUUCAUUGCCUUAUCCAUCAAUCUGCAUACAUCAGACUUUUCAUCUCAUCCUUCACAGCGACUUCAACAUCAAUCAUUCCAGCAGCUCCAACAGUUCCAACAGCAGCCACAGCAGCACCAACCAAAUCAUAUUUUGCAACCGUUGUCCAUAACACAAUCAUUUCAGCAUAUACAACCCAUUACAAAUUUACAUGACCAAUCUUCUGCCAUAAAUAUAAAUAAUAAUCUAUCUCUUAAGAACAUCAAUUUACCAGACUACACUUCAAUGUCUUUUCACCCAGCUCAAAACCAACAAAGCUCUCUAUCAUAUGAACCUCAAAUAGAGGACAGAUAUCAAUUUUGCUCUUAUGACCAUAACAUAAACUUAAUCAAUAAUUACAUUAAUGAAACAGAUCAUGUUUCAAACAUGAACACAUUAACUCUUAAUCAGUUUUCUCAAUCCAACAAUCUAGCCUAUAAUCAACUAUUUAGCAAUAUUAUCGACCAAAAUAAUAAUAGUAAUAAUAACAAUAAUACAAAUUUUUUGUCACAUUCAGAUUCCAAAUCCUUUUCGGAUUUUGAUUAUAAAGAUGGUUUUGAUAUUUUCAGUGAUUAUCGAUUUUUACAUGGAAUGAAUGAAAACACAAGUUUCCUCAGUUCAAUUGAAAAACCGCAAGAUUCAAAUAUUGAUUUUCAACCAGUCCAGUCAAUUCAACAUGUCCAGAUUGCUUCAUCUGAUACAGCUACAUCAAUUUUUUCAUCGGUUUCUUCUUUGCCACAAUCCAAGCAAUUUGUUCAACAAAAUACUCUACAGCCUCAAGUGUAUAAUGGUGUAGCUCAGCAAGUGCUAAAUGAAUCAUUAACUGCAAAUAAAUUUUUUGAAGAGGAUCAAGAUAUCAAAUAUUCUUAUAACAAUCAAAAAUCACAAUUGUCAUUUUUUAUGCCACAGCAGACUAAAAUAGAUCAAUCUGGAUUUAUAAAUUUGCAAAACAAUGAUUUUAAUACUUUGGAUGAUAACACUAACAAUAUUAGAAUGCAAAUCAAAGAUUUACCAAAUCCUUCUUUUAAAUCAGAUAAAGAUUCACUCCUACUUUUAGGAGAUACUGUUACAUUAACUAAUUUAUCAGAAGCAAAACUUUAUUCCAGUUUUAUUGUCAAUUCAACUCCAUUUCUUGAUUUAUUUAACGAUAUUUCAAUGUUUAAAAAAAUUAUUUCGACUCUUGGUCUUUUAAAAGACAUUCCUCAAGCUAAUUCGAUUAAUUGUAAUGACAAAAAUCUUUUAUUUAAUAGUUUGAUAUGCUGUGGAGCAAGUUGUUUUGGGUUUUCGCAAUCAAAAGGACUAAAUAUGGAUUCAACAAUGCUUUUAUAUAGAAAGCUAUCGUUGAAUCUUCAAAUGAAUCUUUUUGAUAAUUUUUUCCAAAAAGGUUGGUCAUUAUUAUCAAAUGAUUUUUUAAACAGCUUUAAAAACAAUCAAAAUCCGAAUUUGUCCUCUUUGUACCAACAAAAACUAGAAGAAUUCAUUAUAAGCUGUUCAUUAUUACUAAGUUCUAAUCAUUUUAAUGGGACAUCAUUGAUCAAGAAAAAAUUAAGUGAAAAUUUAUCUAAAAUUAAGAGUAUAAACCGUAAUGCAAAUAAUUCCUUGAAUUUUUUGCUAAAUCCAGAGUCUGAGAUUCCAAGUAUCAAAUCAAUAGACAUUAAAAAUUCAACAAGUUCGUUAUCGACACCAUGCUCCUCGAAAAAUAGAGAUGAUUUUCAAUUGUACUCAAAAUUGAUGGGUUUUAUUAAUUCAAAUAAUAAAGAUAAACAAGUUCAAAGUUUUCUUUCAAAUGAAACAGAUUUAAUUGUUUCUCUAUUCAAUGUUGAUAUUUUAAACGUAACCACCAAUAAAAUUUUCUGUUCAAACGAUCUUUUUUAUUUACCUUCAGUUGAUAAUGUUAAAUAUGGAAAUCAGCAGUUCUAUAAUCCUAGCUGUUCUACGAUAACUUCCUCAUCUCCUUCGGGACGCACUAUUUUUGAUUCUACAUCCUCUAAGGGGUCAUUUUCGUCAAUAUCUCAGGCUGAUGAAAAUACGGAUACCAAGAAGAAUAUUCUCAAUUGCAAUAGCGAGGAAACAAAAUUUGCAACAAAUGUUGAUAAUUCUUUAGGGUUUGGAAGUGAAUUCAAAAAUACCGAAUCUCUUGAUAUCAGUAUAAUGAAUCCGUUGAUAUUAACUGGUAUUAUAAAAAAUUCACUAAUAAUUAAAAACUGUCUAUGGACAAUUUUUUCAAUUGAUUCCGUAAAUUCAUUGAACAAUUAUUCACGCCAACAUUUUAAUCCUUACAUUUGGGAAAGUUUUCUCACAAAAGAUGAUGUUAGUAAUGAUGAUUCCGAAUUAAAAUUUAAAACCCUAAGUUUAAGUGAUAGUAAUGAGUAUUUAGAUUUUAAAUCAGAAACGUGGUUUUUAAGAAAAAUGUUAUUAAUAUUUUCCAAACUAUUUUAUUUUAAAUUUAUAAUUGAAGAUAAAUUGAAUUCUAAUUACACUAAUGAUUUAUACUCUCUAUCAUUCAGUCUUAAAAAAUUCAACAUAUCGAGAGAAUGGGAAAUUUUGUACAAUGAAUUAAAAGGAUAUGAAAACAGAUUAUCGUUAUUGUUGCAGCCUAUUAAUAUUUGCGAUGUAAUUGGAAAUAGUCCGUAUAAAGAUGAAGUUGAGAAAUUUUUCUUUUUAAUUAAGUUUAAUUUUAAUAAUGACAAAACUGUAUUAUUUCAUAUUCUUCAUCAUUUAAUCUACCUACUUGCUGAGAAGUUUUUAAUUGAUGACUUCCCAUCAAUUAUUGAUAAAUAUCAGCGUGAAACAUCUAAUCUGAAUCAUGCUGGAAAGUACUCUAUUAAUGUGAAUAAUGGAAAGGGUGAGAAAUUAGAUGAUAUUUAUUCUGUUGAUAUUGAGCAUUUUGAUUAUGAGAAAAUCCGAUGCAUUGAAGAUAUUAAUGGAUUGAAAUCAUUUUUUAGAUUGACAACCAGCGAUAAAUCUGAUGGUGAAAAUGGCGCAGAUAACCAAUGCAGCUUAGCAGGAUUUUAUCAAAAUGCUAUCAAUAUGAAAUACAGUAGUUUAAAGACCAAACCAUUUUUCCAAGAACUAAACGUGGAUUUAAAUUCAUUAAGCAAUCCCAUAGCAUGUAAUAUAAGAAGAUUGAUCUCAAUGUUUCUAUUGGAUAGGUAUGAAUAUCAAAGUAAACAUUAUGAAAACAAUAAUUAUGCUAUUUCUAAGGAGGAAGAAAAUAAUAAGAGCCAAUUCAUGGGCAGUGACACUGAUUCUAUUUUCGAUAACUUCAAUGGAAUAUUUGUCAAUUUAGUGGAUUGGUUUAUGAUGAAGACUGAUUUUUCACAGUUAGAGCUUGAUACGUUUCAUGAGGUUUUAGCCGAAAAACUUUCCAGUUGA
This is a messenger RNA of Ascoidea rubescens DSM 1968, 4479 nucleotides long. RefSeq names its product Zn(II)2Cys6 transcription factor domain-containing protein. The transcript has a single exon. Bases 1 to 4479 code for a protein of 1492 amino acids. Gene Ontology annotation, biological process: positive regulation of transcription by RNA polymerase II. Gene Ontology annotation, cellular component: nucleus. The record is from RefSeq and is a predicted model, not a curated record. Gene Ontology annotation, molecular function: DNA-binding transcription factor activity, RNA polymerase II-specific; zinc ion binding; transcription cis-regulatory region binding. NCBI's taxonomy places the organism in Eukaryota, Fungi, Ascomycota, Saccharomycetes, Ascoideales, Ascoideaceae.